Arachis ipaensis is the source of this 3256-nucleotide messenger RNA. The record is from RefSeq and is a predicted model, not a curated record. Lineage: Eukaryota; Viridiplantae; Streptophyta; Magnoliopsida; Fabales; Fabaceae.
UUCUGCCGAACAUUGCCGCUUCAAAAUUCAUUCUGAGAUUAUCGUUUCGUUGAAUCAUCAAUAACCAAUUUCGGCAUUUGGAAUUCAGCAAUAAUCGGAUUCGAAUUCUGUGUAAGAACCAGCAACGUAAUUUCGGUUUCCUUCACCGAUUCGCGAUGGCAUAACUGAAUCCCCGAAUCGGCGGUUGCGAUCCUCAACAAUGUCUUGGGGAUUGGGAUGGAAGAGGCCGUCGGAGAUUUUCCGACUCACUCUCAACUAUGGCAACGACGAUCUGACGGAAAAUCUCGGCCGCGACUCGAGCACGUACCAUUCGGCCUCGUCUUCGACGUCUUCGUCAUUCUCCUCUUCUCCUACCGCCUUGAAGGAUCAGGAGCUAGGGUUCCGCAUUGAAUUGGAUUGGUCGGCAACGGAGGAUGAGGAGCAGGCAGCGCUGAAGCUUCAGUCGCAGCUCAUGGUGGCUCUGCCGAUGACGCAGGACACCGUGGUGGUGGAACUGAGGCCUCGGGAUCCGGAAGAUGAUGCAUAUAAUACUGUGAAUUUGGAUAUGAAGGUUGUGAAGAAGAGAGAUCCUCUCAGGGCGGUCACGAUGAUCAAGGCUGUUGGCUCCGGCCAGCAGAGCGAUGGCACCGGUGUUUUGAUUCGAUUGUUUCGCUCUGAUUUGUCGUCUCCUCCUGAAGCGUCCCCGCUUCCACCGCGAGUUGCUGAUUACGGCGACCAUUGGAAGAGUUUUUCGGUGCUCACAAUUUCCGGCUGUGGCUUGUCAGUGAGUAUUUGUUAUUGCAAGUCUCUUGUCAAGUUAUAUUUUAAAAAAUUUCCAUAUCCAACUAUCUGGCUGAAGUUGGAAUCUUGCGUUGAAGAAUACAUAGAAAAGAAUCGUCAGGCAUUUCUUGGAAAUGCCUGCGAGAGAUUGCUUCUUCCUUCUCAGCAUGACCGGAAGUGGUUAGAAAAUUUGAGAUCCAAAUCAUCCCUGACAAAUGAGUCUAAUGAGGGUAACAGUAGUCCCACUUUAGGGUGGAGGCGUAAUGUACUACUUGUUGAAGCUUCACACAGUCCAGAUUCCGGAAGUGUGAUUAACCAUGCCCGGACUCUAAAGAAAGUGCCAUCGCCAACAAAUCUAUCUCCAUAUGCAUCUCCUGUUUUCCCUUCUAGCCCACGUCGGUAUAGUCCUGAUUCUCAGAGGAUUGGACGGAUUGAUCUGGUCCCCGCUUUAAGUUUAGACAGUCAAUUAGGAAAACCAACUACAUCACCUCCAGUUUCUCCUCGAGGACUUAGACUGCUAUCUUCACCUGUCAGACAAUUGCACGACAAAUUGCAAAAUACACCACAAGUGGGUGUUGUACAUUUGGCUCUUCAGAGUAAUUUUACCCUAAAAGAGAAUCAUGACUUAAUUGUCUUGCAGCACGGUGCAGAUCUGUAUGAGAGCUUAUUGAAGGAAAUGUGCGCUGAUGAGGAUGGUGAUCUAUUGAUAGAUUCUGCUGUGAAAAAUGUGCCCAAAGUUUUUGUUGUGUCAACCUUGGUGAGCAUGAUGCCUGCACAGCCUUUCAUAUUUCGCAACUAUCAGUACCCUACUGGUACACCGGAGGUGACUCUUGCAAUGUCAGAAAGCUCUGGGGUCGUAUUAGUGUCACCUACAGAUGCACAAGUUGGCUAUACUUAUAAGCGCAGUGCAUUCAUUGGAAGUUGUAAGCAUCAAAUAUGGAAGGCUAUCAGAGCUUCCUCAGCUGCUCCUUAUUAUCUUGAUGAUUUCUCAGAUGGUACUGAAUGCUCUGUUAUUGUUUACAUCAGUUGGUUGUAUUUAAGUUUUCAUUAUUGACAUGUCGAAUAAGAUUUUCCCUUAUGCGCGGUUUGUCUGUCUGAGACUCUAAAGAAAGUGCCAUCGCCAACAAAUCUAUCUCCAUAUGCAUCUCCUGUUUUCCCUUCUAGCCCACGUCGGUAUAGUCCUGAUUCUCAGAGGAUUGGACGGAUUGAUCUGGUCCCCGCUUUAAGUUUAGACAGUCAAUUAGGAAAACCAACUACAUCACCUCCAGUUUCUCCUCGAGGACUUAGACUGCUAUCUUCACCUGUCAGACAAUUGCACGACAAAUUGCAAAAUACACCACAAGUGGGUGUUGUACAUUUGGCUCUUCAGAGUAACUCAGAUGGCUUGAUAAUGAGCUGGCACAAUGAUGUAUUUGUGGUUGCUGAACCUGGAGAGCUUGCUACGAAGUUUGUAGAAAGUGUUAAACUCAGUUUGUUGUCAACAAUGAGAAAUCACCGCAGAAAGGGAGCAGCUCUCCUGGCCAAUAUAGUCACUGUUUCUGAUCUUGUUGCCUUCAAGUCUUAUUUCCACAUAGGAGGCAUUGUCCACCGCUAUCUAGGCUGUCAAACCAUAGUUGUGGAAGAUGAUCGAGAAAUUAGUUCAUAUACGUUUCGUAGGACUGUACCGUCUAUGCAACUAUCAGCGAACGAUGUAAGAUGGAUGGUUGGAGCUUGGAGAGACAGAAUCAUAAUAUGCACAGGGACAUAUGGACCUACUCCUGCUCUUGUUAAGGCCUUUAUGGAUGGCGGUGCCAAAGCUGUUGUAUGUCCUUCAAAUGAACCCCCACUGUCUCAGGUGACCUUUGAUGAUAACGGAGAGUUGAAUGUGAUGGAAAAUGGAAGGUUUGAACUUGGAGAGGAUGAAGGGGAUGAUGAUGUCACACCCGCCAGUCCAGAAAGUGACUGGGAAGAUAGUGACGUGGAGAAAAACGGGACCAAGAUCUCAUCAUUAUUUGACAAUGAUGAAGAGGAACUGUCACAAUUUAUCUGUGAGUUGUAUAAAUCAUUGUUCAGGGAGGGUGCUAGUGUCCUUGUUGCUUUCCAAGAAGCUCUGGCCUCGCAUCGAAGAUUGGGGUAUGCGUGCCAUCUCCCCAGUAUAGAUUAAUUUGUUUAAUUAUUUUUAAUAAAACUAAUUAUAAUGAUAAUAAGAUAUUAGCAUGACAUGAACGGUUAUAAUAAAUACAAACACAGAUGAAAUAUACAUCAACCCAUGUACAGAGGAUGCGAAGCAUCUGUGGAGUUGGAGACAUGAUCCUGUAGAAUUACAUUCUACAUUCAAUUUUGACGCUGGUUAAGAUGUUCUUAGAUGCAAUUGUUCAAAUACUCCUGGUAAAGCUUUGCUAGCCAGAUCGUCUGUAAUUAAAGUACUCUUAUAAAUACUGGCUAAACUUUUUACAUGUUCCAUAGCAAAUCGUUUCUAUUUUCGGAAGAACCUUUUUAUCAAACAAAGGUUGCUGUC